Molecule: messenger RNA, 915 nt
Organism: Setaria italica (foxtail millet)
Lineage: Eukaryota; Viridiplantae; Streptophyta; Magnoliopsida; Poales; Poaceae
Product: hypersensitive-induced response protein 1
Source: RefSeq, a predicted model, not a curated record
AUGGGUUUGCGUGAAAGACCGCUGUACGACACUUUCUGCUACAUCCAGAAAGGUCGUUCACGGGGACUGCACUGUGGACAUCUCCAUGCAUCUGCUUCGUACGGCUACUUCAAGCAAGGUCAACCGUUUAGCAUGCCUGAACCAGUUGAUGACUACGCAUCCAAUUGGUAUGCCUGGUGCGUCGGCCGGAGGGUCGCCGGCUACCUCUCCCUCCGCGUCCAGCAGCUCGACGUCCGCUGCGAGACCAAGAGCAAGGACAACGUCUUCGUCACCGUCGUCGCCUCCGUGCAGUACCGCGCCCUGGCCGACAGGGCCUACGACGCCUUCUACCGCCUCAGCAACGCCCGGGAGCAGAUCCAGUCCUACGUCUUCGACGUGAUCCGGGCGAGCGUGCCGAACAUGAACCUGGACCAGGUGUGUUCGAGCAGAAGAACGAAGGUGGCGCGGGCGGUGGAGGAGGAGCUGGCCAAGGCCAUGGACACGUACGGCUACGAGAUCGUGCAGACGCUCAUCGUGGACAUCGAGCCCGACGAGGUGCUGAAGCGCGCCAUGAACGACAUCAACGCGGCGCGCGUGGCGGCGGCGGAGCGCGCCGAGGCCGAGAAGGUCCAGCAGGUGAAGCGCGCCGAGGGGGAGGCCGAGUCCAAGUACCUGGCGGGCGUCGGCGUCGCGCGACAGCGGCAGGCCAUCGUCGAGGGGCUCCGCCGCUUCGUGCCCGACGAGAAGGCCGUCAUGGACAUGGUCCUCGCCACGCAGUACUUCGACACCAUCAGGGACAUCGGCGGCACGUCGCGCGCCGCCACCGUGUUCAUCCCGCACGGCCCCGCUGCCGUGCACGACGUCGCCGCGCAGGUACGCGACGGCGUGCUCCAGGCCGCCACGCACGCCCCCGGCGGCGGCGCCGUAGCCAGGUGA